Messenger RNA from Ostreobium quekettii, 1386 nucleotides. The record is from the annotation of a GenBank genome assembly. Lineage: Eukaryota; Viridiplantae; Chlorophyta; Ulvophyceae; Bryopsidales; Ostreobiaceae.
AUGGCGGAGCGGCGCAAUACAGACAUAACGGAGGGCCUGAUUCGCGAGUACCUGUCGACGAAGGGCCUCACGAGGACGCUGGAGACCUUCAACCAAGAAAAUCCCAAGACCGACAGCUCGAUUUCAAAGCGGGGAACCUUGCGGAAGGCCCUGGGGCUAGAGCAGCUUGCCAAGAAGACUCAGGCGCACAACAGCAGCAGCAGCGACUCUGGCCCCCGAUCUGUUCUGGACAUGUGGGUGGACCACAAAUUGAACAAGUCUGCAAGACAAGCUCCACAGAAAUCAUCUAAGUCCAAGAGUGGUGAGCGUGCUGAAGGCAGAGCUGCAGCAGGUUCUGCUGCUGCAGAGCCAUCAGGCAGGGACAGCUGGACCAUUGAGGCACUGCACCAUUCCAUCGAUCAGAAGAAUGGUGUUGACACUGCCUCCCACAGGGCACAUGAAGACCGCAACAAGGCCAGCAUGUCGUCUUCAGUGGACAGGCCAUGCUUCUUGAGUUCCAGUGACGAUCUGUUGCAUUCACGAUACCACAUCAAUGCCAGCUGCAAAAUGCCUUCAGCGAGAUCUGUGCAAUACUGCAGUGGGCGGUCGGAGAUGAGAGAUGAGCAUGGACGUCGAGAUAGAGAAGCAAGCCACGACCACUCUUGCUCUGGUCCGUAUCCUCUGGGUGAGCAUAUGACAUGCCACGAGCAGAAAGGGCAGAGUGACUCCUUUUCGUCUGGGCAGCAGAUCAAAGCACACACGAUGUUGGGGCACCAUGAAAGCACCUUGGCAAGGAACUCUUAUGGCCAUCGCAGAAUGGAGUCGCCAGUCUCCAGAAAUGAUCACGACUACAGCAGAUUCGCAUCUGACGAACAGCCACUCUCCAGUGUGCCCAGCAGGCUUCUUGCUGGCAUGUCCUCGCAGGCUGCAAGGCAUGGAAAAGCAGAGCGGAUCAGUGCACCUGAAUCGUGGGCUGACAAGCCGAGUCAACACAAGUUCUCAAACUCCAACCCGUCAACUGCUUGUGCCACUGACUCCUGUGGACUGGGCUCCGGAAAACAUGGCACAAGUGCAGGGAGACUCGCUGCGGCUGUUGGCUGGUGCCAGCCGGCCCUGGACGUGCUGAAGAUGGGAGAGACAUCCAGGGAUAGAAAGCUUGGUGGACAGCCAAGUGCGAUUCAUGCUUCCAAGCACUUUGACCGACUGCGCCUGGAUGACCCUCCGGCCACGUGGACCAGCGCAAGCGCUUUGGGCCCACACAGCAGGAGAACGGAGCGCAACAGCAGCAACGUAUGGAAACACAUCGAGACUGCGAUGGCACAUGUCUCGUGGUUCGCGCCUGCCAGUGUUGUUCAUCUGCACCGAAGCCCAUGCAUCCAUAACCGCAACAGCUGCAGUGGAGGCUAG